AUGAACGCGACAGUGUUCGGCGCCGGGGACGGCGACGGCCGUGAGACGGUGGUGCUGGCGCACGGGUACGGCGGCACCCGGUUCAUCUGGGACGACGUCGUCCCGGCGCUGGGGUCGAGGUUCCGAGUCGUUGUCUUCGACUGGAGCUUCUCCAGCGCCGCCGAUGGCGAGCGGUACUGCUGCUCGUACUACGGGCUCGCGGACGAGCUCGUGGCGCUGAUGGACGAGCUCGGGGUGAGGCGGGCGGCGUUCGUGGGGCACUCCAUGGCCGGCAUGAUCGGAUGCAUUGCGUCGGUCGCGCGGCCGGACAUGUUCAGCCACCUCGUGCUUGUCGGAGCGUCACCCAGGUACAUCAACGAGGGAAGCUACGAAGGAGGCUUCGAGAUCGAAGAGGUGGAUGCGAUGCUCACCGCCGUGGACGCGGACUUCGCGGCGUGGGCGCCGCGCUUCGCCGAGGCCGUCGUCGGGCCGGACCACCCGGCCGCCGUCGCCAGGUUCGCCAAGCAGCUCGCCGCGAUGCGCCCGGAGGCUGCGCUCCGCGUUCUGCGCGCCGUGCUCACCUGCGACGUCCGGGGCGUGCUCCCGGACGUGGCGGCGCGCUGCACCAUCGUGCACUGCGCCCACGACGCCGUGGCGCCGCUCGCCGUCGCGCGGUACAUGCAGCGCGCGAUGGCCGGGGCGGACACGGUGGUGAUCGAGUCCUCCGGCCACUUCCCGCAGCUCACGGCGCCCAAGGAGUUCGUCAGGGUACUGGAGGCGAUACUGCUCGACCACUGA
Molecule: messenger RNA, 777 nt
Organism: Phragmites australis (common reed)
Lineage: Eukaryota; Viridiplantae; Streptophyta; Magnoliopsida; Poales; Poaceae
Product: strigolactone esterase D14-like
Exons: 2
Coding region: 1-777 (258 amino acids)
Source: RefSeq, a predicted model, not a curated record